Messenger RNA from Corylus avellana, 561 nucleotides. RefSeq names its product cytochrome c oxidase subunit 6b-2. The record is from RefSeq and is a predicted model, not a curated record. Lineage: Eukaryota; Viridiplantae; Streptophyta; Magnoliopsida; Fagales; Betulaceae. Gene Ontology annotation, cellular component: respiratory chain complex IV; mitochondrion.
ACCGGACGAACCGUAGAGACUCGUAGGCAGCCCAUUCCUUAUAUUCCCGUUCUCACAUCAAUUCUCGCUCGUGUGCUUUUCUCUCAUUGGACCACUCAUGGCGGAGGUUGAGCUGAAAACAGCCCCUGCAGAUUUUCGAUUCCCUACAACAAAUCAAACCAGACACUGUUUUACUCGUUACGUUGAGUUUCACAGGUGCUUGACAGCAAAAGGUGAAGAGUCUGGUGAAUGUGAGAAAUUUGCGAAGUAUUAUCGUGCCCUCUGCCCGGGUGAAUGGGUUGAGAGGUGGAACGAGCAAAGGGAGAACGGGGCUUUUCCAGGUCCACUUUGAUGUAUGUCGCAUCAGCACCUGCAACAUGGAUUGCUUGCUCAUUUUCUUGAAGCUGGUUACAAUGUCUUUCAUCCGAUCCUAGUUGAAUAAUAAGGCGGCAAUAGAGUUUUCUUUGAAUUUAUUGAACAUUUAAUUGUGUUGAUUAUUGCAUGUGGGCAUGUUUCUUUAUGACUUGAAAUGCCUGGCAUAUUCCUAUCUUCUCUAAUAUAUGAAUUUGUUUUGAGCAGAUA